Molecule: messenger RNA, 1891 nt
Organism: Cheilinus undulatus (humphead wrasse)
Lineage: Eukaryota; Metazoa; Chordata; Actinopteri; Labriformes; Labridae
Gene: g6pc3
Product: glucose-6-phosphatase catalytic subunit 3
Exons: 6
Coding region: 122-1138 (338 amino acids)
Biological process (GO): gluconeogenesis; glucose 6-phosphate metabolic process
Cellular component (GO): membrane
Molecular function (GO): glucose-6-phosphatase activity
Source: RefSeq, a predicted model, not a curated record
CUGACUGUCGUCACUGUUCACAGAGCUGCAGCACAUCCUGAAGUGAAAGAAUCAGCACUAUAUUUAUGAUUACUGUUUUUAAUCCUGAAAAGAAGUACAUGGGUUAGGAGAGGACGCAGGGAUGGAGGCUCUUCAUACUCAAGGCAUCUGGAUGGCUGAAAGACUUCAGCAGAGGACGAAAAGUCACCAGGAUUCAUGGCUGCUCGUUACACAUCUGGGAGAUCCUAAAGCAGCAUUUCUGCUCGUCUUUCCCUUCACAUAUUUCUUCAACAAACGAGCUGGAGUCGCAGUGAUCUGGGUAGCAGCUGUAACCGAAUGGUUGAACCUGGUGUUUAAAUGGAUGCUGUUUGGAGAAAGGCCCUUCUGGUGGAUAGGUGAAUCAGGUCUGUUUGUUACCAAGCAACCCCAAGUCCAGCAGUUUUCCUCCACCUGUGAGACCGGCCCAGGCAGUCCGUCGGGACAUGCGAUGGUGACGGCGGCAGCCUGGUGGGUUGUGAUAUCAUCGCUAGGCUCGUAUAUGUAUUCACGUACACACAGUUUGAUGCUAUCAGCUCUUCCUUACCUGCUCUAUGUGAUGAUGCUCAUCGCAGUUGGACUCUCCAGGAUCUUCAUCCUUGCCCACUUCCCACAUCAGGUCAUCGCUGGCUCCAUAACAGGUUUCAUUCUUGGGAUCAUUCUGAGCCACAGAGUACCAGAAGGGCGCCCCCUGCUGUUCUUCUUCAGCCUAAGCUUUGGUCUGAUGUUCUGCACUGUGACGCUGCAUGCUGGACUGAAGCAGCUGGGAAUCGACCUCUCCUGGUCUAUCCCUUUGGCAAAGAAAUGGUGCAGCCAUGCAAAGUGGAUCCGUUUGGACACCGCCCCCUUCUCCUCCCUGACGCGAGACUGUGGCGCUCUUCUAGGUUUGGGGCUGGCUCAAUACUGGAGGCCAGGCGGUUUCUCUCUGCCUUGGGCUGCUCGAGCUUUAUCUCUGGCCGUUUCCUCCAUGGGUCUGUAUCAUGUCAACCGUCUGCCACUCCCAGUCCAACCUCAAGGCCUUUUCUACGGCCUGUUCUUUGUCAAGUUUGUCCUCGUGCCUCAGAUUGUCAUGGUGCUUGUGCCGGGACUCAUUCACCUUUUCACCCACAAAAAGAAAGACUGAGACGAGAUCAUUUUAUCCUCCAGGAACUACAAGUCACUCCUCAUCACUGUGUUAACACUUAACAUGUCUGUUUAAUGUUGGCUUGUCUUAUGGGUCAAGGCUGUACAUAGUUAAAUCAUUUUAUUUUUUCCACACAUCAGCUAGAAAGAGUCUUCUGUGUUUGCCUUUAUUUGUUUUACUUUUAUAUGACAGGACUUGGUAUCUGACUGUAUCAGACGUUUAACUGCUGCGUAUUUGCAGUAAAUCUAUGUACUGUAAUGGUUCUAAGUGCUCUAAAUACUGCAGUAUUUUUGGGAAAUAGUUAACUUGUGACUUUGGGGCUGUGGCUGGAGUUUUUUUCAGUUCUGUGCAUCAUAAACUAUGAUGCAUGACAAGCCUGCUUUUGAAUGUUGUUGGAAUUUCUUGAUUUUUUUUUGCACUCACUUCAACAACUUUCAGCUCUCAGACCUUAAACGUGUUAAGGAUUUUGUUACUCUGUUUACAAAGAGGUAUUUCACUGUGGUCUGAGGUCAAAAAGUUUUGAAGGUGUUUACAGUGUCCAGGUUUUCAUUUACAGUUCAAAUGCUCUGAUUCUAUGUACCUAUCUUUAUCUCUGAUUACAUGUAAUAAGGUUGAGCAGAGUCUACUGAUUCAUCUUUCCACUCCUGUAACAUUGUUGCACUAGUGAUUGACACUCAGUGACCAAAAAGGAUUAAAUCAUUUUGCCUGGCCUUCUUGUUUGUCAGUACCUGGAGCCUACAUUACCCACAAUGC